Messenger RNA from Pyrus x bretschneideri (Chinese white pear), 3941 nucleotides. RefSeq names its product disease resistance protein RUN1-like. Lineage: Eukaryota; Viridiplantae; Streptophyta; Magnoliopsida; Rosales; Rosaceae. The transcript is spliced from 8 exons. Gene Ontology annotation, biological process: signal transduction; defense response. Gene Ontology annotation, molecular function: ADP binding; protein binding. The record is from RefSeq and is a predicted model, not a curated record. The coding region runs from base 426 to 3713 and encodes 1095 amino acids.
CCUACUUGGGCUACCUCUGGGCCGGCCCAGCUAUCUCUCAUCUCUCACGCCUCUUCUUUCUCGUGAAACCAUAACCAUCAGCGCCUCCAAACUUUGACGAUUUGAACACCAAAGCACAAUCAAAAGAUUCCUUUCGUCCCAAAAAAAAAAUGAAUAUAGCAGUUGUUUUCUGAAAAUCUGUGAACAGACGCGAUUCCAUGAACUCCGGUUGGAGCCGAGAUUUUCCCGUCAAUUUCAGACCGUUUCCACCCAUCUUAUGAACUCCAAACAGAAAUACGGUGAAAUUCUGCAGAAUCCGGUGUACUAGCUAAUCACUGCCAAGAAAGUCAUUGCAUGCAAUUUGCAGCCAGAAGUCCAAGUCCAAGUCGUAUAAAAAGACACUUAUCAUCCUUCGGCAACACAAAUACGACGACUGCAGGGCCAUAAUGGUGGAUACCGCCAUGACAGCUGCCUCCUCUUCAUCCUACUCCAAGUCAAAACUUUGGAAGUACGAUGUGUUCUUGAGCUUCAGCGGCGAAGACACGCGCAAUGGCUUCACGAGCCACCUCCACGCGACAUUGAAAGACAGAGGAUACGAGGUCUUUAUUGAUGAGGACGAUCUAAAAAGAGGGGAAGAAAUAAAAGAGGAACUGUUUCGGGCAAUCAAAGCGUCGAGAAUCUCUGUCAUUGUCUUCUCAAAGACGUAUGCGGAUUCGAGUUGGUGUCUUGACGAGCUGGUGAACAUCAUGGAGUGCAGAGACAAACUGGGGCGACAUGUUUUGCCAAUAUUCUAUCACGUUGAUCCUUCGCACGUCAGGAAGCAGGACGGUGAUUUAGCCGAAGCAUUUCAGAAGCACGAAAAGGCCAUCCGUGAAGAAAAAGAUGACAAGAAACGUGAAGCUAAACAAGAAAGGGUAAAGCAAUGGAGAGAGGCUCUCACAAAAGCUGCAAAUUUGUCUGGCCACCCUCUUAAAAUCAUUAACUAUAGGAAGAGGCGGAGGGAGGCUCUUACAGAAGCUGCAAAUUUGUCUGACAACCAAACAACUAACAACGGGCGUGAAGCAGAGUUCAUUAGAAAAAUUGUUGACGAGAAUAUUUGUGAAUGGCUCACCAGCACAAACAAAUUACAUGUGGCCAAGCACCCUGUUGGAAUCGAUUCUCGCAUUCAAGAUAUUAUCACUUAUGUUUCAAGUGGUGGAUCAAAUGAUGUUCUCAUGGUUGGAAUUUGGGGGAUGGGUGGAUUGGGUAAAACAACAGCUGCCAAAGCCAUUUAUAACCAAAUUCAUCCUAAGUUUGAAUUCAAAAGUUUCCUUGCCGACGUUCGCGAUGCUACAAGUCAACAUGAUCUGGUUGAUUUGCAAAAAAAACUUAUUUCUGACAUCUUGAAAAAGAAGCCUGAAAUAAGCUGUGUUGAUGAAGGUAUCGGUCUAAUAAAAGAACGAUUUCGACAUAGAAAGAUACUUGUCAUUGUGGACAACAUAGAUAAAGAGGAACAACUGGAUGCAAUAGUUGGAAAUCAUGAUUGGUUUGGUCCAGGAAGUAGAAUUAUCAUAACAACACGAGAUAGACGUGUACUACUAAAUGUGGACAAAGCAUGUGAGGCUAAGAAAAUGAAUGAAGAAGAAGCUCUUGAGCUAUUCAGUUGGCAUGCCUUUAAAAAUAGUUGUCCUAAUCAAGGAUAUCUUGAACUCUCAGAAAAAGUUGUUUAUUACUGUGGAGGUUUGCCACUAGCACUUGAAUUUUUAGGAUCUCUUUUGAUUAAAAGAACGUUGGCAGAGUGGGAAAGUCAAUUGGGGAAAUUGGAAAGAUAUCCACUUAGAAACAUUGUAAAUCGACUCAGAAUAAGCUUUGAAGGGCUAGAUUCUUCACAAAAGGCUAUAUUCCUUGACAUAUCUUGUUUCUUUAUUGGAAAGGACAAGGACUAUGUCACAAAAGUAUUAGAUGGAUGUGGAUUUUUUGCACCAAUAGGAAUCGCUGUCCUCUUUGAACGAUGUCUUGUAAAUGUUGAAGGCAACAAGUUGAAUGUGCAUGAUUUGCUUCGAGAAAUGGCCAAAGUAAUCAUUUCUGAAAAAUCUCUCGGUCAACCUGGAAAAUGGAGUAGAUUAUGGAACCGUCGAGAAGUCGCCGAUGUCUUGAGAAAUAAAUCGGGAACUGAAGAAGUUGAAGGAAUUGCUCUAAAUUUCCCUCUUCCUUAUCCUCGAAUCUUUAACAGGCCUAGUUUCAGUACAAAAGCAUUUGCCAAUAUGAAGAAACUGAGACUCCUCCAGCUCAGCCACGUAGAGCUGAAUGGAGAAUACAAACAUCUUUCCAAAGAGUUAAUAUGGUUGUGUUGGAAAGGAUGCCCUUUGAAGUCCAUACCAGAUGACUUUUUUAAUCAACCAAGACUAGUUGUUUUAGAGAUGCGGUAUAGCAAUCUGGUACAGGUUUGGAAGGGUUCCAAGCGGCUUCAAAAGUUGAAAAUUAUUGAUCUCACUUAUUCCCCUUACUUAAAAAAAUCACCAGACUUUUCACAAGUCCCAAAUCUUGAAGAGUUGAUAUUGGUAGGCUGUAAGAGAUUGUCCGAGAUUCACCCAUCCAUUGGUCAUCUUAAAAGACUUUCUUUGGUGAACCUUAGCGGAUGUUACGAGCUCAUUUCUCUUCCAAGGGAUUUCUAUAAGUCAAAAUCUGUUGAGACUCUUCUUCUUAAUUGGUGUACAAGUUUCAGAGAAGUGCAUGAGGAUUUAGGGGAGAUGAUAUCAUUGAGAAUACUUGAAGCAAAGCAUACAGCCAUAAGACAAUUACCACCUUCCAUAGUAGGAUUGAAGAAUCUCACUCGUUUAAAUCUCUCAUGGUGCAAUUUAGAUGAUGAUGCAAUCCCUAAUGAUCUUGGGAGUCUAAUUUCUUUACAAGUUUUGGAUCUUUCAGAGAAUAAUUUUCAUUCCCUACCCAACCUCAGCGGUUUUUCAAAGCUUGAAACUCUGCGGUUAGACAAAUGCUUUAACCUUCAUAAAAUCCCUGACUUACCAGCAAAUUUGAAAUUUAUGUAUGCCUAUGAUUGCCCUGCAUUGGAAACAAUGCCCAGUUUUUCGGAUAUGUCAAAUAUGAGAGAACUGGUUUUAAUUUGUUCACCCAAACUCAUUGAGGUUCCAGGCUUGGACAAGUCAUUAAACUCCAUGACACAGAUUGAUAUGCGAAUGUGCACCAAUCUCACAGCUGAUUUUAGAAAGAACAUCCUACAGGGAUGGACUUCCUGCGGAUUUGGUGGCAUUUUCCUCCAUGGGAAUUAUGUUCCUGAUUGGUUUGAGUUUGUCAACGAUGGCAAUAAAGUCAACCUUGUUAUUCCCCCCAAUGAUGGUCGUAAAUUUGAAGGGUUGACUCUGUUCUGCUUGUACAGCUCAGGGAAGAGAAUUGAUCGUCCUCUUCCUCUUGCUAUUACUGUUAUAAAUAAUACUCAGCGUACUAAGUUGCAAGCCAACAUAAGCAGAGAAGAUUGGGUGAAGCAGCUAAAAGAUGAACAAAAUUAUCUUUGGCAGGGGCAAUUAUCGAACAAUAAGCUCAAAUUGCAAGGCGGGGAUAAAGUCGAAGUUGGUAUAAUUUUUGCAGAAUCUAAAUAUUCCAGGUCAUUGAAGAAAACAGGGGUUAAACUAGUAUGGGACAAGUCUAUGAAGGAAAAUAUGCAUGAUUUGGAUCGUGCUAGUUAUGUUUUUGACCCACAUCCAGCUCGUUUCUAUGGUGAAGCACAAUCAAGGUGGUGAUGCAUCAUCAUCAUCACGCUCAUCAUCACAUAUCUGAGUCAAACACCCCUUUUGUUUUUCUCUUUCCCAAUUUGAUGACGAAGGCAAGUACAUAUUUCAUACUUCUUUCAUAUUCGUAUGAUUUUUUCGAUAAGUAGCUGUUUUGAAUUUUGAAGAUAUAUUGAAUCUAGAAACAUUUCAACAUUACAACAAUCAAUACAAGACAUUCAUCCCUAUAUUUGACAAAUA